AUGGCCUCCCAGGCGGCUAUGUUGUUAGACCCCAAGGGCUUCAAGAAACAAAUGAAGAAAAACGGUACUUCAUCCACUUCUGAGAGCCAAGAUGCCUUGCAAGGGAACAGUGAGGUGGCAGUCAACACAAUGCGGGAAGAAAAUCCCUCCUCUUUGUCCCUUGACUCUGCAACGGCUUCCCCCGCGCUUCACUCAGUGGAUUCGACCGAAUCAACUCACUUACUUUGUCUCGACACAGCGUUACCCUCGUCCCAAUCUAUCGCACCUGCUGGAACUUCUCCGGCUGUUCAGUUCUCGACCACAAUACCUCGGAAGCUUUCUCCUUCACAUGCUGCCAUGACAUCGAGUCUUGCGCCAGCCGACGCGCCGAAGCCUGACGAUCAUGUAUCCGUUCAGUUCACCGAUUCAAAGCGCAGCUACGACGAAACCAGUGAUGCCGAAGAUACUGCACGACCUCGGAACUUUAUUGAGGAUAUCUACGACGUCGAACAGCGCAGACAGCAACCUGCCAAGAAAAUCAAGGUGCAGGAAUCGCCUACUGGAUCAGCCAGUCAAUCCGUCAAUAUCCCCGGUGACAGCGAGAUUGGUCGGUUUAUCAAAGAAGAUCAAAAAGAUACCGUGGUUGAUUUGACAGCCACGCCCCCAAAGGACAGUACCGACGAUGAGAUUCAAGUCACAGGGUCCAACGAUCUCAGAAAACAACGGGUUUGCUACGGUAAGAUUGAAGGAGCCACGGUCAACGCGCAUUUGGUUCCCAAGCCAGGUGAAAACUCCAAGUCUAUCUUUGCUGGCCAGUGGCCGCCUGUCAAGCUGGAUCUACAUCAAAUACCCAAUAUGAUGGACAAGCGCAUUGAGGUCUCGGACCCUCAUGGCAAAAUCUUUGGCUUCGUGGACCCCAUUACCGCUCAUGCACUUUGCCCAUUACUUCACUCAGAGCAUCUUCACCUCGAUGUUGGAGCUCGGCUGGAUAUGCGCAACAUCUUCGAUGAUGAGAUUAUAUGGAACCCUAUUUCACGAAGCUACAAGGCAUCACUGAUCUUGUACGGUGAACGCCAGUGGGCACACCUUGUUGGCCGACAGCUCGGUCAUAACAACGUAUGGCUGAGCACACCACCAUUUGUGGAGAAGGGGGUUCCUCUUUGGAAUCCUCAUGAACAGAAGAGAAGAGAGAUGGCAGUCGCAUCUACAGCUGCAGCUGUCAACAAUGGGCGAGAUCGUUUUGGUCAGAGGUACGAAGUGCGAACCGCAGAAGAGAUUACAGACUCUGUGACCAAGAUGCUUAACCAACUCCACAACACUGAUAUCCCCGAGAUGGAGGCACCUGCAUCAGUUUUGACUCCUCUGCUUCAUCAUCAGAAACAAGCCUUGUGGUUUAUGACAGAGAAAGAAAAGCCACGAAAGUUUGGGAAUACCGAAGCAGACAAUACCUCGCUCUGGCGUGCUCAACCCUCGAACAAAAGCAACACUAACGGUCAAACAGAAUACAGGGAGAUAAUCACUGGCCUCGUCGUAUCUCGAGAACCACCUCAGGUUCUUGGUGGCUUAUUGGCCGAUAUGAUGGGUCUGGGAAAGACACUGAGCAUCCUCUCUCUGGCUCUUUCGUCACUCCCACAAGCUUACCAGUGGGAAAAGAAACCCCCACCAGCUGGCUUAGCCCGAGCAAUCCCCGGUGUUCGUAAUACUCGCACUACUCUUUUGGUAGUUCCAUUGAGUGCGGUGAAGAAUUGGGAGAUGCAAAUUCAAGAGCACCUCCAGGAAAAUUCCGUGAAGUGGUACACUUUCCAUGGACCGAACCGCACCUUCGAUCUCAAAGAGCUUUCUACAUACGAUCUGAUCAUUACUACCUACAGUACCAUCCUCAGUGAAAUCCAAGAGCGGUCAGGACGUGGACCCAGUCCCCUGACUAAAAUGAACAUGUUCCGUAUCGUGUUGGAUGAAGCACAUACAAUUCGCGAACAGAACGCUCAGCAAACGAAGGCCAUUCUCGGUCUUCAUGCAAAUAGGCGCUGCUUGCAACUCUUCAUCGAUUCCUUCACGCUACGCCGUGUCAAAGACAGAAUUGAUCUACCACCCCGCGAGGAUUCGUUCAUCAUGCUCGAUUUCUCUGAGGAGGAAAAGAAACUUCACAACUUUUUCCGUGCCGAAUCCAGUCAAAUGAUGAAGGUCCUUACCAACGAUACAAAAUCCAGUAUUGGAGGACGUGUCUAUCACCACGUGCUGAAGGCAAUGAUGAUCCUGCGUCAAGUCAGUGCACAUGGCAAAGAGCUUCUGCCUCUUGAAGAUCGAGAGCGUAUCAAGGGUCUCAAUCGCCAUGAACCCAUCGAUCUUGACGAUAAUACCCAGGACAUCACUGGCCCUCCUGAUGAGAAAAAGGGAUACGAAAUGUUCACGCUGAUGCAGGCAACAAACGCUGAUCAAUGUGCCUUGUGCCGAAAGUCUUUUGCUGAUGCAGUCAGUGGAACAGCAAAUACCAAUGGCAAUGGCAAUGGUAAUGGUAAUGGAAAUGGAUCCGGCGAAGUCGACCGAGAUACAGCCAUGGCGGUUUUCCUACCAUGCUUUGAUAUCAUUUGUCCUGAAUGCUUCUUAAAUCAGAAGAAUGAAUGGGAAGCUACCUCUGGGACAGAUAUUAUGUGUAAAGCCUGUGAUGGCUGGAUCGCCAAGGCUUACACCGUCCUUACUCCAGCAGGUUUCGAGGCUUAUACCAUUCAACAGGCUCAAGACCGACAACUGCGACGCAACGGUAAAAUCUUAGGCGAGUAUGAGGGGCCUCAUACAAAAACAAAGGCAUUGAUUGAGCAUCUUCAGGUUAGCCAAGAGGAAAGCAAGAACCUGGUAGAUGAGCCUCCUAUCAAGAGUGUGGUCUUCUCCCAAUGGACCACUCAUCUAGAUUUGAUUGAGAUCGCUUUGAAGAAUUCCGAUCUCGACAGUUUCACUCGUCUUGAUGGUUCGAUGACUCUCGCAGCGCGCGGGAAAGCACUGGAUGCCUUUGCCAAAGACGAUAGCAUUACCAUUUUGCUAGCUACCAUCGGUGCGGGUGGUGUUGGCCUGAACCUUACUUCUGGAUCCCGGGUUUAUAUCAUGGAACCACAUUACAACCCUGCUGCGGUUGCGCAGGCUGUAGACCGUGUCCAUCGACUUGGUCAGAAGCGACCCGUUCAAACCAUUCAGUUCAUCAUGAAUGACAGUAUCGAAAAGAAGAUUCUUGAACUGGCGAAGAAGAAGCAGCGACUGGCCGAUAUGAGUCUGAAUCGAGGCAAGCUUGAUAAGAAGGAAGCUCAGGAACAACGCAUGGAAGAAUACCGUACUCUGUUCCUGUGA
Messenger RNA from Penicillium malachiteum, 3318 nucleotides. Its product is annotated as DEAD/DEAH box helicase. NCBI's taxonomy places the organism in Eukaryota, Fungi, Ascomycota, Eurotiomycetes, Eurotiales, Aspergillaceae. The record is from RefSeq and is a predicted model, not a curated record. Bases 1 to 3318 code for a protein of 1105 amino acids. Gene Ontology annotation, molecular function: ATP binding; ATP-dependent chromatin remodeler activity. The transcript has 2 exons.